CGCUCUCUCUCACUGUCUUAGCUCUAUAUAUCAGUCUCUCGUGAGAGAGACAUAAUUCUCACUGAGAAUUAGUCUGAAGUUUUUGCUCAACACUUUCAUUUAGCCUCCAGUUUUACAAUCACUGGUUUCCCAGUCCUCUACACCACACAUACCAGUGCUCUCUCACACUCACUCACUCGCACACACACAUACUACUAGUCCUUAUUCUCAAUGCCUUUAUUUAAAUAUCUAUUUAUAUAAUCACUAUUUUCCAAGAAUUGUAUGUUUUCUUGUGUACAUAAAACUCCCCAAACGGACAGUGAGGCUAAGCCAUGGCAUCCCUGUCCACUGAGCGCCCGAACAGUGCGUUCGCCACAAAUGAUAGUCAUUUAGAAGUCACAUAUUUGUCGCCAAAACGGGAUUUACUUAUAUAUAAAGACCUGCCGAGAGAGUGGCCGACACCUCAUCGCCGCCAUCACUCAUCGGCAACACAUCACCGAAACUGUUCCACAACUGCACCAAAGUGUUCGCCAAAUACUUGCGCCAAAACUAGUAGUCAUUACCACAAUAACAACGAUAACCGCCACAAGACUAACGCCAAUAGCGGCGGUGAUCGCCGUAAAAGUGUUGUACCGAUAGUUAUAUUCCUAUUUUAUUACACCAUAUACUGUGCGUUAGUGACCACAUGUGCGCACAGCCAACAGCACCACCAGACGGAUCAAAACUAUUACAAUCGGCUCAUCGGGGGAACGGGCGGGGGUGUGAACCAACAGCCGGGCCAAUCGCUGGCCGGUGCCGGCGCCGCCACAAACGACGAGUCGAGCCGGUGCUACGACUCACGCAAUCGGCCGCAACGGUGUGUCCCGGAGUUCGUGAACGCCGCCUAUUUGGUGGCCGUCGAGGCGACCAACACGUGCGGCCAGUCGUCCGGCGGGCCCCUCGAGUACUGCGUGCAGACGGGCGCCACCGGCUCGUCGAAGAAGACGUGCGAACUGUGCGACGCCAGCAAUAGGUCGUCGCAACACCCGGCCAUGUAUUUGACGGAUUAUAACAACAAUAAUGAGCAGACGUGGUGGCAGUCGGAGACCAUGUUCGAGGGCAUCCAAUACCCCAAUCGCGUCAACCUUACCCUCCAUUUAGGUUUGUGGCCAUGA
Messenger RNA from Oppiella nova, 1133 nucleotides. NCBI's taxonomy places the organism in Eukaryota, Metazoa, Arthropoda, Arachnida, Sarcoptiformes, Oppiidae. The record is from the annotation of a GenBank genome assembly.